GGAGGUUCAGAGGACUUUGACUUGCUACGAAACCUAGUGCUCAGCAAUGUCUUGCAUUGUACUGUGGCAUCCUGUAAACGAUUAUGGCUUUUCUGAUGCUGAAGUGCCACAAUUUUCAGACUCAAAGAGACUCUCUUCAUCUCUGGGAGAUUUGACUGGGGACAAACCUAGGCAUUCUCAAGGCAUUGGAGUUCAUCUUGGGUCCUACAUAAUAACAUCAAGAAAAAAAAUGAAGGCCCGUGCCCCCUCGCCACCAAGCCAACCCCCUGCUCCUAAACCUCUGGCGAAGCAGAACUCCUUUUCCGACUCAGAAGGAACUGGGAACCAAAGUUCAGAAGACUUUAAGGAUAAUAUUUUGAAUAGGAAGGUUGACCUCCGCAUAUGUCUUCCUGAUGGCCAAGAAAGAUUGGAAACUGUAGAUGGAAGUAAAGCAGUCAUGGACCUCUUGGUGGAUUUGUGCAGCCAGUAUCAUCUAAACCCAGCUUAUUACACAUUAGAGGUGAGACCUGGAGCAUCCAAACACAUGUUAAAGCCAAACACAUCGAUUGGGACCUUAGACAUACAAACACUGUGUCUGAAAGAGAAAGUUCCAGACGUAAAAGUAAGAAAACCUCCACCAAGGAUUCCUGAGAAAACUGUGAGGCUUGUUGUGAAUUUCCUUGGUACCCAGAAAGCUGUAGUGAGAGUAAAUCCUAAUGUUCCCUUGAAGAGCAUUCUACCAGCUGUAUGCGAGAAGUGUGAAUUUACUUAUGAAGAUGUUAUUCUGCUGAGAGAUGUAAUUACCAAGGAGGAGCUGGAUAUGUCCAAGUCACUAAACGACCUGUGUUUAAAGGAGCUGUAUGUAUGGAACUGCAAACAAGAAAAGAGAGGGAAUCUUCCCACUAGCAAUGACACUGUUGAAAAAGAAAAAAAAGGAAUUCUGGGAUUUUUCCGUAGUCAUAAAAAAAACAUUAAGCUGGUUAACUCGGAACUCAGCAGGGACUGGGAAACCCCUCAGAACAGUCUUUUUGAAGAGCCACUUGUCUCAGACGCAAGGAACCCUGGAUCCAUCCUGGGCUGUCUGUCCACGUUCUCGCAAACACCGCAGAAUGAAGGGCAUAUAAGAGCAAUGGAUAGUGAUGACUAUGAAGAUGUUUUAAAAAGUAAAAUUGCAGGGGAAAGUACUUGGGAGGAAGUUUCAACAACACCAAGUUCACCUUCUGUGAAGUCACCUCCUGUAGCACUGGGCACCUCACUUUCUCUUAGUAACAUUUGUGGGAUUGAUGCUUUGCCAGAGGUAAAAAAGCGUCGGGCCCCUCCCCCUCCAAGAGUGGCUUCUCAAGAGACAAUUAUUGCAAAAUCCCUUGAAGAGAAGGAAGAAGACCAGCUUUAUGCCGUUGUCCAAAGGGAUCAGCAAAAAAAAAAACGGAGAGCGCCUCCACCGCCAAUUCCCCAGAGGCCCAACGACACUAAUGAAGAAAGAAAGAACGGGAAAAGUACUAGUGGUAAUGGACGACAGGUGCCACAAAAGCCACCAAGAGGCAUCACACGAAGCCCACCCCAGUUAAUUAUUCCCCCACCCCCACCCUACCCUCCACCUGACAAUGGUAUUAUGGACCCACCUGUCUUUGCAAAUGGAGCAGUCAUAACUGGACCUAACAAGCAUGCACCAGUACCUGCAAAACGUGAUAAAAGUUUAAUACACUUAAGAAGAGUUUCUUCUGAUGAAGCUUUACUAGUGGACUCUGGUGAGGCUGAUGAAAAUCAAUCAGGGGAUAGAUACACAGAGGAGUUAAGCAAGGCUAAUCCUGCACCAAAUACCAUUUCUCUUGAUCUGCACAAUGAUGAACCAAAAAGCAAAGCUGAAGUCACAACUAAGGAGGGUGCCUUGAAACCUAACAUGAACAUAGUCUACAUGGAGCCCAUCAGACCUGAGUUUUUUAGUGAUGAGAAGCUGGAAGGUCAACAAACAAGCACAAGUGGAAAUGAAUGUGAUGUGGCAUCAGUCAAAAAUGGCGAUGAAGAUGUUUAUAUUGCUUCUCAGUUCCAGCACACGUUUGUAGAAUUGGAUGAAGAUUCUGAAGAUGGAGAGGAUUCAGCUAUUCAUUUCAGUAGUUAUGUGGAUUCUUGCCCAAGUCCAAACAAUAAACAUGGCAAAAGUAAUGACAUUAAUAAUAGAACAGAUAUUGUGAUUGAUGUUCCUGUGACAAUAAUAGAUGAGGUUCCUGAUAUUAAUAAUUAUUAUUUGGAAAAUAAUACUGACAAAACCAUUGCUGUAGAAGUGUGCAAUUUGCAACAAACAAGUGGUCUCAAAAAAGUCAAUAGCAAAACCAUAGACAACUAUGGUAAUAGCAAUGUUGCGUCAAUUUCACCUGCAGUGGAAACCCAUGGUUCUAAAGAGCAUGAAGAUACCUUCCUGCCUGCAACAUACAGACUUGACCACAAUGCCACAGUGCAUGUGCCCGAAAAUGUUAACAUAAUCAAAGAUGCAAAGCCUACAUUUUCAUCGCCCCCCAUCAUACCAUCAAAAGAAAUACAAAAAAUGAAGGAAAGAGCUGAUAUAGUUAAUGAAAAAAAAGAGACAGGGAAAAUCAAAAUCAUGACAGAAGAAACACUGCCUGUGGAAUAUCAUGGUAGUAAGGCCCUAGAAUAUCCUAAAGCACCUUUAUGGAGACAACACACAUUGGAACCAAAGGUGGGAAUGACAACCUUUACUGUAUUUCCCCCCAAACCAGAUUUAAAAAAGUAUGACAGGGGAGCUUCCAUUUCAGCCAGUGCAAUUAAGAUAGAUGAUUUUGGAAAUUUAGUCACCCCACAGUCUUCAAUGGAAAAGAAAGAAAUGUUAAGUAAUGAAACAGAGGGUCCUCUUGUUGAGAGAGCUAAAGAAUUUUGGAGAUCAAAUUCUAUCGAUAAACCGGCAGGAGAAUCCAAAGAGCAACCUGCCAAAAAAGCAGUACCUCUCAAGAGUCGUAAGGAAAAUUAUAACGAACCAAAGAACAAACUAUGUUCUAUACCACCAAAAAGAUUAACACAACAGACAUUUAAUGACACUUUAGAUUGCAGAACAAAUGUACUACAGCAAACCAAAUCAGUGCAACCAACAGCAGUUUCUCAACAGAAGGUUAUAAUUAUAGAGAAUACAAACAAGAUGAGAACAGACCUACCAUUUCUGAAACCUAUCAAGAGGACAUCAAGCCAAUAUGUUGCAUCUGCCAUUUGCAAGUAUACAGAACCUUUAAUAGGGAAAUCUCUUGAACCUGCAGAUGCUAGACAGGAAAGAGGUAGUGAUAAUAAGAACCCUUCCUCAAGAAAUAAUAGCAUUGUAGAGGAUCAGAAGGUUCAGGGCAGUAGUGCAAACAAGCAAAGAACUAGUACAGAGAAGGAAAAAGUAUUACGUGAUAAUAGUCUCUUAGAGACUCAAAUAAAUUCAAAAGUGGAACCAACAAAGAAAUGUAAUUCUAACUACCAAUUGCAGGUUAAUGGUAAAAUUGAUCAUAUCUCUUCUGGGGAUCAUGUCCCUGUAGAAUCACAAAGCACAGAGGGAAAGAAAUCCCUCACUAUACCAAUAUUGGAAAAAGAACAUAAAAAGCUUAAUAGUGUAUUUUCUUCGAGCGACUCCCGAGCCCAGCUAACAUUUAGAUCACCAUCAAAUGCCUUCCUAGAAGCUGUAAGGGAAAAGUCAGCAAAAAAUGAGCAACUCCAUUCAUAUGGUUUGAACAAAGACCCAAUAGUUUCUGUACCCAUUACAGAAAAGGAAAAAAAAUCAGAUACCAUACUUUCUACUAUAACAGAUGAACCAGACAGUGCUGGCAACAGUAAUAUCUUUGGACCAAAAGCAAAGAUCCGACCAGUGGUUCAGAAACCUUUACAGAAAGAUACAUCACUACAUAGUGCUCUUAUGGAUUCAAUUCAAAAUGGCGAAGGAAAACAGAAGCUCCGAAAAAUUCAGGUAAAAUUCGGCCGAUAAAAGAAAUUUGUUGAACCAGAUAAUGAGCAAUCUGCACUUCUUUCUGCAAUUCGAGCUCAUAAUGGACCUUCCAGACUGAAAAAAGUAUCAUCUGCUGCUUCUGAUGAACUUCAAACUAUAAGGAAUGUAGAAUUAUCAAGGAUUAAUAAAGAGUCUGAAUUAUUAGCAAUUCCUCCACCACCAGUUUUGCCUCCACCUCCUGUGAUAAAAUCCACACCCAAAGCCUUAACAAUCAUUACAAACCACUCUAUAGAUACCAGAGAGGCGUUAAUGGAAGCAAUCCGUUCUGGCACUGGUGCUUCCAGGUUGAGAAAGGUGUCUGCUUCAGUGCAUACAUUGCAAGAGAAAACUUACUGAAGAAUACGAGAUUUACGAUAGUCUUGAAAGGCCCAGAACAGGAGAAGUCCUUCUGAUUGUCUUGUCGACUGGCCAAUUUUAUUUUUGUACCUAAUUUUUUAUGUUGCAAAGUAAUGGUUUAAAAGGGAAAAUAAUAUAUUUCAAUGUUGCAUGAUGUAUGUGCCAAGGAAAUUGUGUUUUGCUUCUAAAUGCAUUCAUAGAUUGCCAAUAAAAUAUUCUUGUUGGCA
This is a messenger RNA of Spea bombifrons (plains spadefoot toad), 4530 nucleotides long. It is a transcript of the gene COBL, whose product is annotated as cordon-bleu WH2 repeat protein. NCBI's taxonomy places the organism in Eukaryota, Metazoa, Chordata, Amphibia, Anura, Pelobatidae. Gene Ontology annotation, molecular function: actin monomer binding. Bases 47 to 3946 code for a protein of 1299 amino acids. Gene Ontology annotation, biological process: actin filament polymerization; signal transduction; actin filament network formation. Gene Ontology annotation, cellular component: neuronal cell body; plasma membrane; ruffle. The transcript has 16 exons. The record is from RefSeq and is a predicted model, not a curated record.